Messenger RNA from Ambispora gerdemannii, 1188 nucleotides. Lineage: Eukaryota; Fungi; Glomeromycota; Glomeromycetes; Archaeosporales; Ambisporaceae. The record is from the annotation of a GenBank genome assembly.
AUGUAUUACAAAACUGAUUUAUGGGAAGAAGCACAACUCCAAAAUAAAAUCAAUCAAGACUACUUCAAUACAAUUGGUUGGUAUCCAAUUGAACAAGAAGAGCAGCAAUUAGAACAAAAAGAAAAUAAUCUCGAAACACCAAUUCAAUAUUGUUUUCCGGAUACAGAUACUCAAAGAACAUUAACACGACGACGAUCAAUAAGACGACGAAAUAAUAAUAAAUACCGUCAUCAUCGUCAUCUACGAUUAAUACAACUAGAGCAAGAGCAAGAACAAAUUUCAUCUUUACUGAUAACAAAAGAAUGUAUAAUUUGCACUGACGAAAAAGAACUUGAUUUAUUUACGCGUGUCACUGAAGAGUGUAUUCAUGAAAGCAGUAUAUGUCGUGAGUGUGUCGAGACGCAUAUUAGAAUUGACAUUGAGGAUCGAGGGAACGUUAUGAUUCGGUGUCCGUUUGGCGAGAGUUGUGGAAUUUUGAGUGAAGCGGAUGUAAAACGAUUUGUGAACGAAGCAAUUUUUGAAAGAUACCAAAAAUUAUCUGUAAAUUCAGUGCUUUCGCAAAUGCCCGAUUUCCAUUAUUGUUUAAAUACAAGUUGUAGUUCAGGUCAUAUUUGUAGUUCAGAUCAAAUUUGUAGUUCAGGUGAAAUUUGUGGUUCAGAUGAAAUACAUUACGAAGGAAUAAUGACAUGUAUGGCAUGUUCACACAAAUCUUGUAUAAUCCACUCACUCCCAAUCACAAACCUCGAUUUUGGAUGCCCACAAUGUGCAUUUGAGCGCUCCACACAUGUAUCAAAUAUCCUAUUAUCAAAACACGCAAUAAUAACAGCAUUCAAAUACAUAUCAAAACUAUUUUGCCGAAAAACAACCACCUCCUCUUCACGUGAUGCCACCGCAACUGAAGCAACUGCCCAAGAAGAUGCACGCAAUAAACGAAAAGAAGCUGUGCGACUAGGAAAAUUACGAAAAUACGAAGCAAGGUCACAAAAAUUUAUUCGUGAAAAAACCAAACCUUGUCCGCGUUGCUCAAGACGAAUCCAGAAAACAACUGGCUGUGAUCAUAUGACAUGUAAAUUUCCUACCUGUGGACAUGAGUUUUGUUGGACUUGUCUUGCUGAUUAUGCUCUUAUUCGAGAAGAAGGAAACUCGCAACACUUGCCCAGUUGUAAACAUUAUUAUAGACCAUCGUGA